Messenger RNA from Rhinolophus ferrumequinum (greater horseshoe bat), 3494 nucleotides. RefSeq names its product U2AF homology motif kinase 1 (gene UHMK1). NCBI's taxonomy places the organism in Eukaryota, Metazoa, Chordata, Mammalia, Chiroptera, Rhinolophidae. The transcript is spliced from 8 exons. Gene Ontology annotation, molecular function: protein serine/threonine kinase activity; RNA binding; ATP binding. The record is from RefSeq and is a predicted model, not a curated record. Gene Ontology annotation, biological process: positive regulation of translational initiation; peptidyl-serine phosphorylation; regulation of protein export from nucleus. Gene Ontology annotation, cellular component: neuronal ribonucleoprotein granule; nucleus. The coding region runs from base 152 to 1411 and encodes 419 amino acids.
CCGCUUCCGGCUUCCGGUGUCAUGGCGGCCUAAGCCCGCGGUGGCGGCCCCUCCCUGCGGAGCCGCUGUCCCGCGGCCGGGGAUGUGACCGUGGGCGCUGCCGGCUCCCCGGGCGUCGCGUCAGCUCCGGUGUCGCCCUCAGUCCGCGUCGAUGGCGGGGUCCGGCUGCGCGUGGGGCGCCGAGCCGCCGCGGUUCCUGGAGGCCUUCGGGCGGCUGUGGCAGGUGCAGAGCCGCCUGGGCAGCGGCUCCUCGGCCUCGGUGUACCGGGUGCGCUGCUGCGGCACCCCCGGCUCGCCCCCCGGCGCGCUCAAGCAGUUCCUGCCGCCGGGCAGCACCGGGGCCGCGGCCUCGGCUGCCGAGUACGGCUUCCGCAAGGAGAGGGCGGCGCUGGAGCAGCUGCAGGGUCACAGGAACAUCGUGACUUUAUAUGGAGUCUUUACAAUCCACUUUUCUCCAAAUGUGCCGUCACGCUGUCUGUUGCUUGAACUCCUGGACGUCAGUGUUUCGGAAUUGCUCUUAUACUCCAGUCACCAGGGUUGUUCCAUGUGGAUGAUACAGCACUGUGCCCGAGACGUUCUGGAGGCCCUUGCUUUUCUCCAUCACGAGGGUUACGUCCACGCAGACCUCAAACCCCGUAACAUACUGUGGAGCGCAGAGAAUGAAUGUUUUAAACUCAUCGACUUUGGGCUUAGCUUCAAAGAAGGCAAUCAGGAUGUAAAAUAUAUUCAGACAGACGGGUAUCGGGCUCCAGAAGCAGAACUGCAGAACUGCUUGGCCCAGGCGGGCCUGCAGAGUGACGCAGAAUGCACCUCAGCUGUUGACCUGUGGAGUCUCGGGAUCAUUCUGCUGGAAAUGUUCUCAGGAAUGAAACUGAAACACACAGUCCGAUCUCAGGAGUGGAAGGCGAACAGCUCUGCUAUCAUUGACCAUAUAUUUGCCAGUAAAGCAGUCGUGAAUGCCGCCAUCCCCGCCUAUCACCUCAGAGACCUUAUCAAAAGCAUGCUUCACGACGACCCGAGCAGAAGAGUCCCCGCGGAAAUGGCGCUGUGCAGCCCGUUCUUCAGCAUUCCUUUCGCCCCUCACCUGGAAGACCUGGUGGUGCUCCCCACCCCAGUGCUGAGGCUGCUCAACGUGCUGGACGGCGAUUAUCUUGAGAACGAAGAGGACUACGAAGAUGUUGUGGAAGAUGUGAAAGAGGAAUGUCAGAAAUAUGGACCAGUGGUGUCUCUACUUGUCCCCAAGGAAAACCCGGGCAGAGGACAAGUCUUCGUGGAGUAUGCAAAUGCUGGCGACUCGAAAGCUGCCCAGAGGUUACUGACGGGAAGGAUGUUUGAUGGGAAGUUCGUCGUGGCUACUUUCUACCCUCUGACCGCCUACAAGAGGGGGUACCUGUACCAAACCUUGCUUUAACCGGUGACCCUAGGACCGCGUCCUGUCUUGUCUUCUACCCCCGAUUGCAGAAGUGCCCUUCCCCUCAGGAGGGCACGCCUUGUCCAUGUUUCAUCCUGCUAGUGUGCGGCCACUGCUGACCCUGGGCGCUGGGCAGGGCCAGGCCUGCCAGCCGCACGGCGAGGCGUCCCCGUGGGCACCUGUCCUCGUGGGGGCAGGUGCUGCUCUCCAGCUGGAACCCAACAAUUACCCCAUGUGACUCUGAAGCAAGGUGGAGUCCCCGUGGCCCAGUGACCAUGAGCGCGUUUGUCAGAGCAGAGACAUCACUUACACGCGGCCCCUUUAUGUUGUUGGGUGGCUUUUCCUCACCAGGUUGGGCUGGGUGCUCCCAGUGACGCUGAGUGAUAGUGGAGCGGCAGUCACCCACUGUCAUCACCCUGAGUGCUGAGGUUUCCAGGGAGCGCGGGAGUCCUGAGCCUUCCUUUCAGGAUGCGCAGUGAGCCUGUCUGUCUGCAGCGUUUGAAGUGACGGCUUUGAAAAUGGCGAACCGAAGCCUGAUCUUGCACAACUUGUGUGUCUGGUGUGUUUGCUUGAGCGGUGAAGGUGUGAAAGGGAACAUUGGAGCCAGUGCACUUUCGUGGGAGCCUGCUAAGCGAGUGCAGUGUGUACUCUCCUCUCCCUACUUGUCUCACACCUGCAGUGGAGGGUGUCUGUUUUGGAGAGUUGCUCUGUCUGAUGGAGAGACAAUAGAAAAUCGCUCCUUCCUGAGAGGUCCCGAGCAGGCACGUCGACCCGUGGCUGCGUGCCAGGGGCGCACUGCUGCACAGGGUGGGGGCCCAUUCUUCGUCAGCUUGAGGACCAGAAUUUCCUUGAUCACUGCCUGAUUUCUCAAGGCAUGGCUCUGCCUGCUGUGCUGGAAAAUCGAGGUUGCUCAGAAAAGACAGAGAUGUCAGCGACGGGAAAAGAAAGAACAGUAGGCAGGGGUGGGUGGUGAUCAAGGAUUCUCCUGUGCCCGCUUUCUCUCGCUCGUCCCCCUCCCCGUUCUCUGCCUUGGCCUUUAGCUGGAGAGAAGCUAGAGGAACGGUGUCCCAUGUGGUCUAGCUUUUGAAGGCCAACACGUCAGGGAAGGUGGAGCUCUAAGAAGGAGGUAGAAGGGAAGAAAGACUCGUGAAGAAGCCUUCAGUCUGAUGGUCCGCGUCGAGGACACUGGUGUGCGUGAGGUCGUGGGCCCGGGCUGACCCCAUGGCUCCUCCCACGUCGUGGUCAGUUGUCUAAGGGUUUAAAGCGUAAGAACCCUGAUUAGCACUGAUUACACAAAAAAAGUUGUAUACAGAUGAUUUUUGUCUUGUUUCCUUACUUAAGUAAGAUUUCUAUUUAUUUAUUUUUUCCUAAAGGAAAAGUCUUUUGUACCUUUGCCUGCUGGAAACCUCGUCACGCAUCAUGUGCCCCACCCCUCCGUGUGCCGCGCAGAUCACUGGGAGCCCAGAGGAAACCUGCCUUUUAGAGAGGGGGGUAUUUUACCCUGUCCAGCAAUUACUGCUUGACACUUUAGUCAUCAAAUGAUUAGGAAUUCCUUCAUAUUUAUUGUGAAGCCCAAUUUGGUACCAGGGGACUGAUUUAUGAAUUGCCGAGGGACCUGUGACAUGGUCCCCAAGGGAAAAUUACGUGGGAAGCUUCUAAUAUGUGUCCUUAGAAAGAAGCAAGUUAGUGUUCAUUUUGGCCCUUUCAGAGGUUGGUUAGCUGGUUUGUUUUCAAACAAAAAUCCCAGAGACCAUAAGCAGUGUGGUAGAGACCUAGGCUUUCCUGACACCGGGUUCCUACGGUCGCAGCUUCAUGGCCUUUGGAAAGACCAGGCCCUUCCACACGUGCUCACAGACGCAGACCACAGAUGGAUCGUGUCCGGCGAGUGUUCUAGCUUCACACACCUGCCUCUCGUCCCCACCCCCAAGGACUGCCGUCCCCUCUGGGCGGGGACGCGCUGGCAUCUGGGUGGUCUCCUUGCUGUUGCUUUCCAACGAUCCGUGGUGUGUGACACUGUAGAUUUUUACUGCACAACAUGCUAACUGACUGGGUUGAAGGGAGCUGGGGGACUAAUCAAUGAGCC